Messenger RNA from Podarcis muralis (Common wall lizard), 6143 nucleotides. RefSeq names its product SET binding protein 1 (gene SETBP1). Gene Ontology annotation, molecular function: histone H3K4 methyltransferase activity; DNA binding. Gene Ontology annotation, biological process: regulation of DNA-templated transcription. The record is from RefSeq and is a predicted model, not a curated record. Gene Ontology annotation, cellular component: nucleoplasm. Lineage: Eukaryota; Metazoa; Chordata; Lepidosauria; Squamata; Lacertidae.
CCUCCCGCCCCCCCAUCUGACAGUUCCCCGCGCGCCAUGGCGCCCCUGCGCCAAAAUCGCCAAACAGGAGCGGCAGCCGAAGGAGCAAUAAUACCUUAGGGGGCGGGGAAGGGUGCUUUGCUUUUAUUUAUUUAUUUUUUAAAAAAACAAUUUUUUUGGAGGGGUGGAAAAAAGGGACUUAGGGGUCGGGAUCUGGAAACCCGCCCCUCCCUACUCCGUUCACACGCCUCCCCAACCUCCCCUCUACACGCAUCGCGGUCGGCUGAGAAGAAUCCUCGCGAAGCGCGGAGAAAGGAGAGGCAAGGCGCGCGUUGCUCCCACGAAGGACUUUGGGGAGCUUAGCGAAGCCGGGCGCUUGGCUUUCCGAGAAGAUAAUGGUUGCAGAUCUGAAUGCUUCUGAGCUCGUCACAGUGGUUGGACUAUUGGGACUCUAAGAGACCUUAACUGAGAAGCUACCAUUCCCUUCUUGGGGCUUCCCAACUCUUCUCACCUUCCCCUUCCCCCCUGUGUAAAAACCCCAUGGACCGGGGGGUCGCCAUGGAGCCAAGGGAGAAUUCGGGCACUUCCCGGCAAAGGGGAGGAGAGUCGGAUUUCCUGGGCUCCUCCAUUGCUUCUGCUAAGGCCCCUGGUGGUGCCCCUGGUGGUGCUGGGACGGAGGCCAUGCUGCCUCAGCCCGGCUCUGCCAAAGGGAUCCCUGUGAGCAGUGACCGGAUGGAGCCCGAGGAAGAAGACGAGCUCUGUUCUGGGAGAGACGUGGAUUCCGCUUCCAACACAGACAGCGAGAAAUGGGUGGCCGGAGACGGCUUGGAAGAGCAGGAGUUUUCCAUCAAGGAGGCGAACUUUACAGAGGGGAGUCUUAAGCUGAAAAUCCAGACGACCAAGAGAGCCAAGAAGCCCCCCAAGAACUUGGAGAACUAUAUAUGCCCUCCCGAGAUCAAAAUCACCAUUAAGCAGUCAGGGGAGCAAAAGCUUUCGAGAGCUGGGAAAAAUAGCAAAUUAGCGAAAGAGGAGGACCGGUCACACUCCAAGAAGAAGGUUUAUGACAGACUGCCAAAGCAUUCUGCUGUGCACUAUGAUCCCGUUCUCCAGCAAGACUUCACCAGUGACACCUUAAAAUCGCGGCACCAGCAAAAAAGCAACAACCAGCAUCAUCUCGACUGGUCGGUGAGCUCUGAAUCUGGGCCAGCUCCUCAAGCCUGCUUCAUUGCCCCAGAGCCACACCGAGAAGCCACCAAGAUCCCUGGUUCGGAGCCCACUGUAUCUUUCAGCAAGUCCCAAGUGAAGAAAUCUAACGCCAGCAGCACCUGGGCUCAGUUGUCAAACGGUAAUAAUAAAGACCUUGCAGCAAUCAGUGCAGUCCCAGGUUCUAAUAGUCUCAGUGCAACUUCCCAGCCAAACAAACUGUCUGACUGCAAUGGUUUUUCGCCCCUAGUGAGUCAAGAGGGAGAGGGACAGGUAGAAGCCCUCAACCAACCCACUGGCAGCACAAAGAAGAAAUCCAGUAAGAAAGACUUGAUCAACCAAACCAUCCAAAAUGCAGACAUAGAAUGGGUGAAAAAUCCUCAGAAGUCAUUUGAAGCCAAAACCCACGACAACAUGGAAGGGAAGAAGGAAUCCAGCUCAACUAAGCCAUCACCCCCUAGGCAAAGCCCACAUUCUGCCAACACUUCUGAAAACGAUUCGAGUCACGUACGGAUUACUAUUCCAAUCAAGACUCCAGUAGUGGAGACACCUGGUCACAAAAGGAAGAAACGGCAGUCUGCAAAAGCCGUUGUCGACAAGAGUGUCCCAGAGAAAACCUCUCCUCCCGGGCAUCCUGUGGGCAGUGAUGUAGCCAGCAUGACUAACGCACAGGCAGAGGUGUGCAAGAAAGACCUGCGAGUUACAAAGCAAGGGAAAGCGAUGGAAAGUGACCCUCCUUUGUUACCAGUGGAAAGCAAUGAGAUAGUCAGCAAAUCUCCCGCGACCAAUGCCACCAGGCUCAGAAAGUCCGCAGUUGUGACGCCUGCUUCAGUUACACACGUGACAUCUGCUUCCGUUACACACGAUGCCCCGACACCUUGCAAGCAGCCGGAGGUUCAGCACCCGAAGUUUGCAGCAAAGCGAAGGUGGACGUGUAGCAAACCUAAAAAUGUGCUCCGGGAACCUUCUCUAGGCCUCCCUGAGAAACUGAUGGUAGAACCUCCUUCAGCUUAUCCCAUAACACCAUCCAGUCCUCUGUAUACCAAUACAGACAGUCUUACUGUGAUUACUCCCAUCAAGAAGAAGAGGGGGCGACCAAAAAAACAGCCUUUGCUCACUGUUGAAACCAUCCAUGAAGGAACGUCCACCAGCCCAGUCAGCCCCAUCAGUCGGGAAUUUCCUGGCACGAAGAAGAGGAAGAGGAGGAGGAACUUGGUGAAGUUAGCUCAGAUGGCCCCCGGGGAAGAUACGAACACCAUCAGCGAGCUGAAGUUUCACAAGAAAGUUGGCAAGCUUGGUGUUCUUGAUAAGAAGACCAUCAAGACCAUUAACAAAAUGAAGAGUCUCAAGAGGAAAAACCUUUUGAGCCAGAUCUUGUCUUGCUCGAGUAGCAUGGCUCUGAAGAUGAAAACGCAGCCGCCAGCCAACACAGGGGCUCCCACCAUCGAUGCGAGACUAGGGAAGCAAAUAAACGUGAGCAAGAAGGGGACUAUCUACAUUGGUAAGAAAAGGGGAAGAAAGCCGAGAUCCGAGCUGCAGCCCCCACUGGAAGACCCGAAGACAGCCAUGAAACAUUUGAGGCCCGUAUCCAGCCAGCCAGAAAACCCAGCAGUGCCUUCUACCUUGCAGUCACUUGUGGCAUCAUCAUCACCAGCAGCCGUCCAUCCGCUCUCGACGCAGCUAGUGGGCUCUAACGGCAGCCUUAGCCCUGCCAGCACUGAAAUGAAUUUUUCAGAGUUAAAGACUAUGCCAAAUCUACAGCCCAUCAGCGCUCUUCCCACAAAAACUCAGAAAGGAAUACACAGCGGGACUUGGAAGUUGUCCCCACCCAGGCUCAUGGCGAAUUCUCCUUCCCACCUUUGCGAUAUAGGUUCCCUGAAGGAGGUCACGCUGUCUCCGGUGAGCGAAUCCCACAGCGAGGAAACCAUACCGAGUGACAGUGGGAUCGGUACCGACAACAACAGUACGUCCGACCAAGCGGAGAAGACUUCGGAAUCUCGCAGAAGAUACUCAUUUGACUUCUGCAGCCUGGACAAUCCAGAGGUCAUUCAGUCUGACACCAGCACUAAGAACAGGCACAGUCACCGGCAGAAGCAUCUCAUCGUUGAUAACUUUCUCGCUCAUGAGACUAUGAAGAAGCCAAAGCACAAGAGGAAGAGGAAGAACCUGCAGAACAGAGAUGACCUCCAGUUCCUUGCAGACCUGGAAGAGCUCAUCAGCAAGUUCCAAGUGUUCAGGAUUUCUCACCGUAGCUACACAUUUUACCACGAGAAUCCGUAUCCCAGCAUUUUCAGGAUUAACUUUGAUCACUAUUACCCUAUGCCAUAUAUCCAGUAUGACCCUUUGCUGUAUCUUCGCAGGACGUCCGACAUGAAGUCUAAGAAGAAGCGUGGUAGACCUGCCAAAACCAAUGACACCAUGACGAAGGUGCCUUUCUUACAAGGGUUUGGUUACCCUAUUCCCAGUGGGAGUUACUAUGCACCCUAUGGAAUGCCUUACACAUCAAUGCCUAUGAUGAACCUUGGCUACUACAGUCAGUAUCCUGCUCCUUUGUACUUGUCUCACACACUCGGAGCAGCUUCUCCGUUCAUGAGGCCCACCGUGCCUCCUCCCCAGUUCCACACAAGCUCUCACAUGAAGAUGCCCAAUACUGCCAAGCAUAAAGUGAAGCAUGGGGUCCACCUGCAGACACCGGUAGGGAUCGGCCUUGGGGAUGUGCAUUCUUCACUGACCUCUCCAAAGGCCGCAGGGACAAGCAUACCCAGUGGCCGACUUCACAAAAGGAAACACAAACAUAAGCACAAACACAAGGACGAGCGGAUAUUGGGGGCUCACGACGACCUGAGCAGUCUCUUCGCAAGCAAGUCCACUGGCUUCACCAGCCAUUCGGUCAGUGACAGAUUAAACGUCUCGGACAAAGAGCUCUCCUUGCUGACGGAGAAGAGCAAGCAUAAGGAGAAACAGAAGCACCAGCAUUGUGAAACCAGUGGGCACAAGGUUUCCAAGAGCAACUUCGAAGUGGAUACCUUGUCUACGUUGUCUCUCUCUGACACCCAACAGUGGGUGCAGAGCAAGGAUAAAAGUAACUCAAGCAAUGAUCCCAUGGACUCUUGCAUGAAGAGGUAUUCUGGGAACACUGACAGCAGCGCACGGUCCGAGUCCCUGGACGUCUUUGGCGAGAUGAAUUCCUUGAGUGAAAAGCGGGACAAUGAUGGGAGCAAAAGGAGGAGUUUCGAAGGGUUCGAAACAUACAGGGAGAAGGACCUUCAGACCUUCAGAACAAGCAGGAAGGACAGGAGCUGCUAUGACUCAUUGACAGCUUCAGGAAUUGCCGGUUCGCAUCUAAAAGCAGACCAGACUUCGCUUCAUCAUAAAAACGAGGGUUCUGCUUCUUCUGUGAUGACCCGUCGAAAACCAGCAUCUCUUGAUAGUGUUGUGAUAUCCUCAACCCCAGUAUUAUCUCUUUUACCGUCGUCAACGGCAGCCGCCUCAGAAGCAGCCAGCUCGCCGCUCAAGAAACGGUUCAAGCGCUGUGAGAUCGAAGCGAUCCAAUGCGAGGUGCGCAAGAUGUGCAACUACAACAAGAUCCUCUCCACCAAGAAGAACCUGGAUCACGUCAACAAGAUCCUGAAAGCCAAGCGGCUGCAGAGACAAUCAAAGACGGGCAACAACUUUGUCAAGAAGAGGCGAGGGCGGCCACGCAAGCAGCCCCUCUCCUUCGACGAAGACUUCAGAGACCAAAUGCCAGUUUUGGAGAAAUGCGUCGACCUGCCUUGCAAACGAGGCCAGAGGUUCGCGCUGAACCCUUUGAUACUGGAACAAACAGCCAACAGCCACGAUACCAUCGCAGCCACCAUUGAGGCUGUAAUACACAUGGCCCGGGAGACGUCUCAGCCGCCCCCUCCACCGCCGCCGCCUCCUCCUCCUUCCCGGACGCCGAAAGUCGGGAAGAGGAAAAGCAAAGCGCAGCAGCACGCGGAGGCAGAGGACGAAGUGAAGGUGAAAAGGCACCGGAAAACGAGAGGGUGUGAAAGCGAAGCCCUCCCCUAGUAACCGACGUGGCCAAUCGAAAGACAGUGCUGGGUGGUUUAGCACCCUGGGACCAAAGGACCAGGGUGCUGAGAUGGGCAGGUCUGUUUGGCAUCUUUCGCAGCAUCAGACUUGCUCUGUAUUUCAGUAGCGCAGCAGCCGUUAAAAAAAUUCAGAUAGGAAUGACCAAUAAUAAUAAUAUAAUUACAAUAAUGACAAAACUUUGGCAUUAGCCCUUAGGUUCAUAGUGGGGGAUGGGGUGCGCUGGGGGAGACGUCCACCGGUUUUUGCAGAGUUUCUGUUAACAAAAACCAGCUUUGUCGUUCUCGUGUCUUGGAAGGGAAAGAGGGAAGCACGGCGGGACUGGCAAUAUCCCUGCUGCUAGGAUGGCCAGCAAGCUCUUUUAGUAGGAGCUCCUCUGCCCCCUUUUUGCAGAUGCAUCGCAGGGAGAAAUUCACCACCAGCAGCAGCCUUUGCAGUCACUGCUGCUGCGCGAAGGGGCGUGGGGGGAUUGCACCCAUCAGAUUUCUUCAUGCCACCUUUUAAGGCACAAGGGCAUCCCUCUGUCAAGGAACAAAGCUGGCAACCCUCCGAGUGGAAAUUACGUUCACUUUUCAACAAAAAAAGUGUAAAUUCCUCAACUGUGCUCUUGGUUUUAAACUGCUUUGAAAGUAUUUGUAUUUUGUUUUAUAGAGGUUUUGGGGUGUGGUUUUCUUCCUUUCUUUCUAGAAACUCUUGCCAGGCUCCAGGCAACUGAAACGCUAACUCUUAAAUCUUAUCGUUUCCCUUCUCCCUCCCCGCACAAAAUAAUUUGCAAGUGGCAAGUAAUAUAGGCGAGAGAAGUGGAGCCCCUACCCUCCUGAACAAGAGGAAUCUCCAGUCACCAUCCAAAAUUGUAACCGAAUAGCGGAGCGCAUCUCAUAAAGGGGAGG